This is a messenger RNA of Tribolium castaneum (red flour beetle), 712 nucleotides long. RefSeq lists its product as uncharacterized. Bases 1 to 669 code for a protein of 222 amino acids. The transcript has 2 exons. The record is from RefSeq and is a predicted model, not a curated record. NCBI's taxonomy places the organism in Eukaryota, Metazoa, Arthropoda, Insecta, Coleoptera, Tenebrionidae.
AUGCUCGGCGUUUUAGUUUUUUUCUUGGUGGUUUCUGCAUCCUGUGAGGAGAGAACAGUUUUCGGGAAGUUAAAAUCGGGGUUUCAACUCGCCGGAAAAUUGCUAGGGAUUGACCACGCCAAUGGGGUGGCCCAGCUAGUGACCGAGGCUUUCGGCAAAGCCCAGAAAAAAGGGGAUGGGAGUGAAGGCACAAGUAACAUUUUUUCAGGGUUUUUGAGGGUGUUAGGGUUCGAUCCCAAGAAAAUUGGCGCAAUUGCUGUGAACGCCAUUAUUUUUGUAGCCCAACUGAUAAGUUCGUCGUUAUCUCGCCCGUCUGUUCCCCAAUUAACCGAAGCUAGGGCUACGAGAGAAGGGUCACCACUUGACUGGAUGAUGGGUAGUCCAGAAGUGAUCCGAAUGUUUUCACAUAUCAAGGAUAAGGAGUUGCCUAAUCACAUCGUAAUGUACAUCAAGGAACGCUCUUUGGACGAAGAUUCGGACUGUGUGCAAUUGUUGGUUUGCAAAAGUGCCCCUUUUGUCUGGGGGAUGCAGAAGGUGUUAGAUGGGAACACCAAUAGUUCGGUCAAAGGGACCAAGUCACUAUACGCCUAUCUACCCUCUUUGGAAGAAGUGAUCGACUAUGCGGAUGAUUGCGAUAAAAAACACCCCUAUUGUUUCAUUCAUAUUUGAAAUAAAACACGUGAAAAGUACGAAAUAAUAUUUUAUUUACGAA